Hippocampus comes (tiger tail seahorse) is the source of this 2084-nucleotide messenger RNA. RefSeq names its product peptidase inhibitor 15a (gene pi15a). The record is from RefSeq and is a predicted model, not a curated record. Gene Ontology annotation, cellular component: extracellular region. The transcript is spliced from 6 exons. Lineage: Eukaryota; Metazoa; Chordata; Actinopteri; Syngnathiformes; Syngnathidae. The coding region runs from base 155 to 919 and encodes 254 amino acids.
ACCAACGACACCCUAAGACUUCUUAUAGUUUGCAAAGCUGCAGAAACUGCGAGCGGAGGAAAACUUGAGCCCUUCCUUUCUCCCAUCUCUCAUUUGGUAGCGCCGCACAAGAAAGGUCCGACCACGACGCGAAGGACAGCGAGCCGGCAAAAACAUGCAGCCUCACUUACUUGCGUUCAUCUUUUUGUGCGUACUUUGCGCAACAAGUUCACUGGCAGUCACCGUCACCUCCGCGCCCUCCUCCGCCCUGCACGCGGCCAAUUCGAGCAGCGCGGACGCCGGGACGGACGGCGGCUCUUCUUCGAAAAGCAGGAGGAAGCGCUACAUUAGUCAGACCGACAUGGUGGCUAUUCUUGAUUACCACAACAAAGUGAGGGGCAAGGUGUUUCCUCCGGCGUCCAACAUGGAAUACAUGGUGUGGGAUGAUACACUGGCCAAGUCAGCUGAGAGCUGGGCCCACGCCUGCAUGUGGGAGCACGGCCCGUCUCACCUCCUCAGGUUUCUGGGUCAGAACCUCUCCGUCAGGACAGGACGGUAUCGUUCAAUCCUUCAGCUUGUGAAGCCGUGGUACGACGAGGUCAAAGAUUACUCCUUUCCUUACCCCCGUGACUGCAACCCCCGAUGCCCCCUCAGAUGCUACGGCCCCAUGUGCACCCAUUAUACACAGAUGGUGUGGGCCACCUCCAACAAAGUGGGCUGUGCCGUUCACACCUGCCACAAUAUGAACGUUUGGGGAUCCGUGUGGAAACGGGCCACAUAUUUAGUCUGCAACUACUCGCCGAAGGGCAACUGGAUCGGAGAGGCUCCCUACAAAGUCGGGGUCCCCUGCUCCGCCUGCCCCCCCAGCUACGGCGGCUCGUGCAGCAACAACAUGUGCUUCCCUGCUCUGAAGACCAACUACUUGCACUGGUUCAAAUAAACCAGGCCCUGGCCAGCCCCACUACCACAGAGACACUAUUGGCAUCGAAAGGCAUAACGAUUUGCACAACCGGCAUGGGCCAGUCUAUUUUGUAUAUACGGCUUAUUUAAAGACACGAAGACACAUUUGAAGGCAGCAGAUCAUUUUGACGGUGUGUACGUGAACUGUAAAUUAAUGUAACUAUUCGAGACUUUUUUUUUUAUACUUGCCUGGACUCUAUUUGAUUUUUUUUAAAUUUAUUUAUAUGGAGAAUGGGUCCUUAAAACACACACACACAUACAUGCGGUGCUACGUACAUUUUACCAUUGACAAUGUAGCCAUCAAGGCCCUGACAUCACGAUAGCUGCUCAUGUCUGCUCACUAUGGUGCUACUAGGGCAUCACACCUCCAUGUUGUGUGCUCUUGCUUUUGUCGGAAUGUUGGGAUAUAACUUCAAACGGACGCCGGCAUAGCAACAACACACGCUUCAUUCUCGGAUGUCUAUUUUUAGCCUGUGAUGAAUCGGCAAAAGUGCACUUAGAAAGUUCAACUGUACAGUACAUUUUCUUUUUGUAUUGUUUAACGGAAUAAUACCACGAUCAAACCAAAAGCCAACACAAGUGUUGGCGAUGCUGGUGCUGUGGUUGACACCUCAUAUAGUUCUCGCAGUGCAUGACUUCCAUCUACAGUUUAACGCUGCUGUCAUCAGCCUGUUUCACCCUUUCGUUAAUUUUUUUUUUUUUUAAGCACAACAUGUCGGAGAUAUCUUUGUGAUGCAGUUUUGGAGCAAAACACUCAAGUGCACCUUAAUUGUUUGUAAAUAUCCAAAAUACUUAACAUUUACUUUGUGUUUUUUUUUAUGUAAAUGUACAUAAUCGUUUUACCUUGAUUAUCCUUCAGACUACAAUUAUUGUAUAAGUUAUUCAUUUUUGUAUUGGGAAAUAUUUAAAUAGUAUUCCUUUUUUUCUUGUAUUGUUUUAUGAAAGGAUUGUACAGCGAAACAAGUCACAGCAUGCAGUUAAGUAAAGAAAACAACACAUUUGCUGCAUCAGUGAUCAACUCAAAAACAGAGGGCAUUGCUGCGACUUCAACAAAACAGGAAAUGUUCCGCACUGACUACAAGCUGUUUAUGCAAUGAACUGCUCUCUUGCUUUGAAAUUGUGAAUAAAAUGGUUUAAAAAUUGUC